Messenger RNA from Amaranthus tricolor (Joseph's coat), 1491 nucleotides. RefSeq lists its product as uncharacterized. NCBI's taxonomy places the organism in Eukaryota, Viridiplantae, Streptophyta, Magnoliopsida, Caryophyllales, Amaranthaceae. Gene Ontology annotation, cellular component: U2-type spliceosomal complex; post-mRNA release spliceosomal complex. The record is from RefSeq and is a predicted model, not a curated record. Gene Ontology annotation, biological process: mRNA splicing, via spliceosome. The transcript is spliced from 7 exons. The coding region runs from base 355 to 1245 and encodes 296 amino acids.
CUAGAAUUUAAAAAUUGUAAAAAUAAAAUCAAGAACAAGUUUUCCUAUUCCCUUCCCCAAACUCCAAAACUUUUCGGUUCACAAGAAACAGAAACAACAGGUGGAUGUUUCCUUUGUUUCUAAACCAUUUGAACAGCAGCCUUCCCAGUCCUAUCUUCAUCUGCUCAAGCAUCUCACCAUUUUCGAAUUCCUCUGUUCUAUAAUACGCAUAUCCGUAUUUGUGUUGCUGUGGAAACAAGUACAUAAUCUAUUUAAACGUUUUUGAAGCUUUGUUCAACAAAAAUCCCCAAUUCAGGACUUCGUCAGUAAUAAAAAAUCCUAAUCUCGGCGCGGAAACAACUUUAGAAAUCGAUAAUGUCCUCUCUUGCAGCAGCUCGAGCUGAUAAUUUUUACUACCCUCCAGAAUGGGACCCAAGUCAGGGUGGUCUCAACAAGUUUCAUGGUCAACAUGCCUUAAGAGAGAGGGCAAGAAAAAUAGACCAAGGCAUCUUAGUUAUAAGGUUCGAGAUGCCUUUCAAUAUAUGGUGUGAAGGAUGUGAAUCCAUGAUAGCAAAGGGUGUAAGAUUCAAUGCAGAGAAAAAACAAGUUGGAAACUACUAUUCCACAAAGAUAUGGAAUUUCACAAUGAAGUCAGCCUGUUGCAGACAUGAGAUUGUGAUUCAAACAGAUCCAAAAAAUUGCGAGUAUGUAAUCAUCAAGGGUGCUCGGCGAAAAGUUGAGGAAUAUGACGCAGUAGAUGCCGAAAUAUUAGAACUUCCUACAGAUGAAGAAAGAGGUAAACUUGUGGAUCCAUUUUACCGUCUUGAGCAUCAAGAAGAGGAUAUAAAGAAGAAAAACGAAGCUGAGCCAGUGCUUGUACGUCUUCAGCGUGCAUCUGAUGCCAGGCAUUCUGAUGAUUAUGCAAUCAACAAAGCUCUCCGGGCCCGUUUGAGGAGCCAGAAGAAGAGAGUUGCAGAAGAAGAACAUGCAUCUAGGAAAAGGGGUCUUGGUAUACGACUGCUACCGGGAUCGGCAGAAGAUGCAGCAGCUGCUUCUCGUGUAAAGUUCUCAUCUAAGUUUGAAGAAAACAGAAAGUUAAAACGGGCAUUGAUUUCAACCUCAUCAAUCUUCUCUGUUCCAUCUGGAUCUUCCUCAAAUGUUGAUAAGCGGUUGGAUCUUGAAGCUAAAAGGAGAAAAAUCAAAGCAGCAAGAGUUUCAAACCUGCUGGCUGGAGGAUUUAAGCCCUCUGGCUGGAACAGGGCCUGAGUGAAAACGCUAAUAAGAACUUGUAUCCAGAAAUGCAGAUAAUGUUUUUUUCAAGAAGUUUAAUGGAGGCAAAAUGGACACGCCAGUCUUCGUCUUCCCCAUAUUAUCGCAUCUAAAUGUGGCGAACGGGUUGGUUUGCGUUUUAUGGAAUGUAAAAUUCUGAAAUAGGAUAUAGCUUUUGUGUUCGUCACUUGUAUGCUUUCUCUAGACCUUGCGACUCAAACAAUUCUUUACUUCAAAUAAUUA